Molecule: messenger RNA, 1587 nt
Organism: Nomascus leucogenys (northern white-cheeked gibbon)
Lineage: Eukaryota; Metazoa; Chordata; Mammalia; Primates; Hylobatidae
Product: 40S ribosomal protein S26-like
Exons: 1
Coding region: 86-370 (94 amino acids)
Biological process (GO): translation
Cellular component (GO): ribosome; cytosolic small ribosomal subunit
Molecular function (GO): mRNA binding; structural constituent of ribosome
Source: RefSeq, a predicted model, not a curated record
UUGAGAACAGCCUGGGCAACAUGGUGAAACCCCAUCUCUAAUAAAAGUACAAAAAUUAGUGCUCCCUCCAGUCCAUGCCUCCAAUAUGACGAAAAAAAGAAGGAACAACGGUCAUGCCAAAAAGGGCCAUGGCCACGUGCAGCCUAUUUGCUGCAUGAACUGUGCCCAAUGUGUGCCCAAGGACAAGGCCAUUAAGAAAUUCGUCAUUGGAAACAUAGUGGAGGCUGCAGCAGUCAGAGACAUUUCUGAAGCGAGCGUCUUUGAUGCCUAUGUGCUUCCCAAGCUGUAUGUGAAGCUACAUUACUGUCUGAGUUGUGCAAUUCACAGCAAAGUAGUCAGGAAUCGAUCUCGUGAAGCCCACAAGGACUGAACACCCCCACCCCAAUUUAGACCUGUGGAUGCUGCCUCACGACCCCCGCCAAAGCCCACAUAAGGAGUUGAGUCCUUAAAGACUGAAGACGGACUAUUCUCUCAAGAAAAAUAAAAUGGAAAUUCUACUUAAUAAAAAAAUACAAAAAGUAGCCAUGAGUGGUGGCAUGCACCUGUGGUCCCAGCUACUCAUGGGGGCUAAAGUGUGAGGAUCACCUGAGCUUGGGGGGUUGAGACUGCAGUAAACUGAGAUCACAUCACUGCACUCCAGCCUGGGUGACAGAGUGAAACCUUCUCUCAAAAAAAAAAAAAAAAAAAAAAAAAAAAAAGAAAUAUUGGCUAAAACCUGAGAGAUCUAUUUGACAUUGGCUGGGGGUGUGAUCUGGUGGAGCCAAGCAUUGUAGCUCUGCUCUCGGAAGUCAAACUGCGGAGAGCUUCACAGAGGCCAUGACAUACUCUACAGAUGAGAUGCACCGGACCAGCACCACUCUCGACAGGCAAUGUGUCCCAUAAACAUUACUUCUGUGGCCGUUAGAAAUCAAGGCCAAAUAUAAUGCUGAAAGGUGAAAGCUCUCUGGUAGCAAAGGUUCCUGUUUCACGAGGUCCCUCUAAUUGGUCAUUGACUCUUGGCAGCUGUUGCCCAGCCUCUGCUGCUGGGGACCUGGAGCACAAUCUUCUGCAGGGUUCAGGCCUGGCCUUUGGUUUACUGACUCACACACACCUCCCACUCACUGCCCUUCCUCACUCCUCUUCUAGUUAGUCAAGCCUUUCCCAGUCACUUUUACCACCUCCUUUCCUGGAAUCCAAUUCACAUUUGGGUCUCUGAUAAGAAUAAAGAUGCUAAUAAUUAACAAUGUCCAGGACUGCUUUGUAAUAAGUGCCCUUUCCUAUUAAUCACAUGCCAUAUAGACCCCAGGGUGCCUCUUGUUGACCUGGGAGGCUCAGAUGCAGCCAGAGGGCAGUGUCCCGCUCGGCAGACAGCGCACAACACAGGGCCAGGAAGAGCCGUCCUCCAGGGCCAUGCAUGCUGGCAUGACAGAGUUCUCAGACACAACAGUAGACAGAUGCUUCUGGGUAUCAGGGCACAGGGCAGACAGAUCUUGAUUUAUGUUAAGUUAAAAUGGCUUAACCUUUGUUGGGGCACUGAUUAGGAACCUUUCUUUGUGAGCAAAACAGUCCAUCAAAAUUACUGAAAAUAAAGUGCUCUUGUCCAAAAUA